This is a messenger RNA of Ambispora gerdemannii, 600 nucleotides long. The record is from the annotation of a GenBank genome assembly. NCBI's taxonomy places the organism in Eukaryota, Fungi, Glomeromycota, Glomeromycetes, Archaeosporales, Ambisporaceae.
AUGGGAACAUGUGUUCACGUUUCUGAGGAUCGGAAUAGAAUAUUGACAUUCUACUCUUCUGAACUGAUAUUUGCUGAGGCUGCAGCGUCACUUAUGAGCCAUAAGAUAGUCUUCAAAAUAUUACUGAACUUUAUCCUGGGGGCAUUACGUUUCGGAUAUGUGAAACCUGCCUGGUUAUCGUGGAGAGCUGGUCGUUCGGUUACUUUUAAUGAUGGCUUGAAUGAGAAUUUGUUUUAUGAUGCUGUAACAAGCAAAUUUUCAGAGGAAUAUGUCUUUGAAAAUAAUGAGACUACAUGUAACAAAGCUAAACCUUAUCUGUCACUAUAUUCUAAUUGGGAGUUGCGACAUCGAAAUUACGCGUAUUUGACAUUAACGACACACCAAGCUCAAACACAUGAUCGAAUAAGACAAGAAGACUUUUGGAAUCCAAGAGACAAUAUUGUCUGUGCAUUCGGGUUGUACAAAACCGUGUAUAAUUGUUUGGACAAAUGGAAUCAGGACGAUAUCGAUAUAUUGAAACUGAUUAGAGAUGCGUGGCCCGACCCCAUGGAGUUGGCUAGUGGAGAAAAGAAAUUAUUUAAUUAUUUAUACAACAAAUGA